AUGGGAAAUAAAAGCAUGCUUUUCUAUUUUUUGCUCAUACUUUAUGCAGCCCAAGGCCAACUUGACUGCCAAACCUGCAUGAUUGCAGCUGGGGCUCUUCAAUAUCUUCUAUCAAAUUCUUUAUUUCAAGGCACAUUAAAGAAUUAUUUGAUAGACAUAUGCCAGAAAACGACAGAUCCUAACUAUUGCAAUACAAUUGGAAGCUUAGUACUUGGAGAAGUGGCUGAUGUAUUGCAAAGGAGAUUUGUGAAUGGAAUUUUCCUAUGCUCUAGACCAGGAAUUUGCAAUUCAGCAGAAUAUAUACUUGAAGAUUUUGAGAGCUGGGCUAAGAAUGCAUUGAAAAAUACCCCUGAUUAUCAAAUUCCUAUAAGAAGUCUAAACUAUUUGCAUUUUGCUCAAAUUUCUGAUAUAAGGCUUGAUAGGAAAUAUAUAUCAGGCGCCUCAAAUUUGUGCUCCUCAGGGCCAUGCUGUCGAAAAGGCACACCUAAAAACACAAGCGACACAGCAGGCCCUAAUGGAGAUUAUAACUGCGAAUUGCCGUUGCCAACUUUGCGAAAAGCUUUAGAUUCAAUCUCUCAAAAUAAUCCAGAUUUUAUUAUUUGGAAUGGCAAUAGUGUCGCUCAUGACUUGUUAUUGUCAUCAUCAGACAGACUUAAUGUGAUUAAAAACGUCACCCAAGAGAUUUUGAAUAAAUUUAACUCGUAUCUUACCCCUGUCUUCCCGAUUUUUGGACCUUUAGACUGCUAUCCAGAGCACCAAUAUGAUUUUAGUGCUGAUUCUUAUUUUUUGAAAAGCCUGACUAAUUUAUGGUCAAUAUGACUAGGCAAGCAAGGAGCUGCUCAAUUUGCUGAAAAAGGGGUUUAUUCAGUACAGUAUAAAAAUACAAAUUUAAGAAUAAUUGGGCUGAAUACACUUUCUUGUGAUAUAAAUAAUUUUUACCUGUUUGCUAAUGUUACAGAUCCAAAUGGAUAUAUUUUAUGGUUGAAUAAUGAGCUGGCUAAUGCAGAAAUGUAUGGUUAUAAAGUCUAUAUUAUAGGAAAUAUUGCUCCAGGGUCAAAAUCAUGCGUAAAUAGCUGAAGUAAGCAUUAUUCUGUAUUAAUGGAAAGAUAUCAAAAUACUGUUAUGGGCCAAUUUUUUGGUGGUGAAAACAGAGAUGAAUUUAGGAUAAAUAAAGGCUAUUUUUCAAGCAAGCCAACAGGCAUCCAAUUUAUAUCUCCCUCACUUUCACCAUAUAAAAAUUCAAAUCCAUCAUACAGAAUAUAUCAAGCUGAUGCCCUUUCUAAAGUUAUCAUAAAUUAUACUCAGUAUCGUCUUAAUUUAACCGAGGCUAAACCUUCAUUUUUCCAAGCUUAUGAUUUCCUAAGCUUUUAUAAGGUCGAAAAUAUGCUUCCACCUACAAUCUUAAACCUAUCAGCAAAAAUAAAAAAAUACGAAUUAUUAAUGAUGAAAUACGUGACAAACAAAUACACAAAUGGUCCAGAUACUCCCUUAGGAUGUAAAGCUCAAUGUUUAAACGAUUUUUACUGUGAGAUCACAAAUGACAGACAAGAAGAAGUUGAAAAAUGCCAAGGCAUAGGAGAAUCCAUUAAAGAGUUUCUAUUAAAUUCUCUUUAUGGAAAAUGGACUUAUAUCGUAGAGCGUUAA
Messenger RNA from Blepharisma stoltei, 1644 nucleotides. Lineage: Eukaryota; Ciliophora; Heterotrichea; Heterotrichida; Blepharismidae. The record is from the annotation of a GenBank genome assembly.